GUUCGCGUUUCGUGUUUUGCGAAUUUUCCAAUUUCCAUUUAGAAUUACAAAACAAUGGUUUAUUCUUUUGAACAUGUAGGCUGUUCUUCAUUGUCCAAUAAUAAAUUUGUAGUAGCUCUCGAAAAUACUUUGCAUCAAAGUAUAAAUAAUUUCAAAGAACUCAUUACAGAAUUUGAUCAACACCAAUUAGAAUCUGAUGACUAUAAAACCCAAGUAUCAACACUAAAAGAAAAAUGUGAAAGUAAAGUCUGUGUUGGCUCUGAGGCCUUGAAAAAAAUUAUAGAACUUAAGGACAAUAUUAUUCAAUCUGCUGCAUCAGCACUAACAAGACUAAACGAAACAAAAGACAUGAGAAUCAUAGAUGAAACAUUAAAAAUACUCUGCGGAGAAACAGUGUCACUCACUCCUCCCAAAGACAGUGCAGAUUUUCAACUUAAGACCCCCAAGAAAGAAUCACCUUCCUUCACAGAAGCCUGUAAUGAUGAAUCCGUGUCUGAGAUAGAAGGGACUCCUACGGGUAGAACUAGCCCUAUUAUUGUGUCUAGGAAGGCAAGAAAUGCUUCGGAUUAUAGGGAGAAAAAGAAAUGUCCAGAUAAUUGGCCAACACCAAAGAACAAGACCUUGAAGCUGACAUACCCCAACUUCUGCACUCCGCCUGGCAAAGGCAAGGGCAAGCUACGGCAGACCAGGUUCACGACUGUGAAACAAACUUCUGUGCUCGAUGUUUCCAGCUCACCAGAGUUUGCUGGCUUAAGAGGCAGUAAAGAUACUAAGAGCAUGCAGUUAAACAUUAAAAGAGAGUCACUUGAUGACGAGGACACGAUAGAACCUUCACCCACUAGCAUAACGUCCAAUUUUUCAUCCAUAUCAGCAGUUAGAAGUAGCCCUUUAAAAUUAAACAAAAAUAGUCCACACAAAAUAACAAAGGGUAGCCCGGCGAAACUGAGCUUAGUCAAAAAACCUCACUCCAAUAUAUCCAAGCUGCAGAUCAAGACAGAAGGCUUAAGUAAUCUAGAAAAUGUGGAAAAUAAAUUGGAGAAUUCGGACGUCAAAGUCAAAAUGGAAGAGUCAAUCAAUCUGUUAAGGCCUCCACGAUUUCGCACACCAGAGAGAUCACCAGCAAAGCUGAAGGACCCAAAUGAAACGGAAUGCACCAUCGAUUCCACAAUGUCGCUACUGCAGCAUGUCGAAAAGCUGGAAAAGUCGUCGCCAGAUCACAAGAACAUAUGCAGCCCCACCAAACGCCCUCUAGCGGAAAACAUCAACCUCACCAACCUUCAAACGCAAUACGACACGGAAGCAAGCGUGUCACUCCUCAACCACAACCAUUUCAUAGACAAUAAGAAAGAUCUAGAAAGUCCAAACAAAAACCCUACUUAUAACGGGUUAGAAAGAGAAACAAAGAUAAAUUCGGCUAUAGAAAGUAUUGUGAAGAAAGAUUUAGAGAAAUUAGAGCCGAAAAGAGAGAAUGGGAAAGUAGAUGUAUUUUUUAAGGAGCCCACCGUUAGGAAGAAAGCUGAAAAGAGAGCUUUGCCAGGGUGGUUUUGUGAUGAAUGUAAAAACUUCUACGCCGAGCUAUACAAGAACGACCCAGUAAUGCUGGCCAAGAAGAUGGACGAGUGCUCCAAGCACCGCGGGCGCCAGGACCCCUCGAGGCCUAAAACCCCGCCCAACUUCUGGAACCCGCGCUGGGACGUGCCGGAAGACACCGAGGAGUUUAAUAGGAGGAAUAAUGCUGUUUAAUCAACCUUGCUAUCACUGAUAGCAGUAGCGGAUUUGCAG
This is a messenger RNA of Cydia splendana, 1782 nucleotides long. RefSeq lists its product as uncharacterized. NCBI's taxonomy places the organism in Eukaryota, Metazoa, Arthropoda, Insecta, Lepidoptera, Tortricidae. Gene Ontology annotation, molecular function: damaged DNA binding. Gene Ontology annotation, biological process: DNA double-strand break processing involved in repair via single-strand annealing. The record is from RefSeq and is a predicted model, not a curated record. Bases 55 to 1743 code for a protein of 562 amino acids. The transcript is spliced from 10 exons.